AUGGGGGUCUCCAGCACACUGUUGCUUUGUGGACUUCUCCUCAUAUGGGGCAGCGCUGACACACUGAAUGGAGGCGGGAGGUCCGAGGCCCAGUCUCGGCUGGCCGAGGAGGUCCAGACUCGGUUCUCCGUGUAUCGGGACGGGGACUCUGUGGACAGCCUGUGUGCUGUGACUCCACUGCAGGAGGAGUCUCUCCAGAGCUGCAGCUUCAACAGCUCCAACCCCCUGGUCCUCAUCGUCCAUGGCUGGUCUCUGGACGGCGUUAUGGAAGACUGGGUGGUGAGGUUGGCGUGGGCACUGAAGGCCCACCUGGGCGAGGUGAAUGUGCUGGUGUGUAACUGGAUCCCAUUGGCCCAGCGCUUCUACCCAGUUGCUGCCCGGAACGCACGACUGGUGGGCCAGGAAGUGGCGCUGCUGCUGGAGUGGCUGGAGGACACAGCCCACAUCUCCCUGAGGAAGGUGCACCUGGUUGGAUACAGCCUUGGGGCCCAUGUGGCUGGCUUCGCUGGUCAGUUCUUCAAUGGCUCCAGGAGGCUCGGCCGGAUCACAGGUCUGGACCCUGCUGGGCCGAUGUUUGAGGGCAUGCCGGCUGCCGAUAGGUUGUCCCCUGAUGAUGCCAUGUUUGUGGACGCCAUCCACACGUUCACCAAGAGCCACGUGGUGCUGAGUGUGGGCAUCAGACAGACUGUGGGCCAUCUGGACUUCUACCCUAACGGAGGCACCCUACAGCCAGGGUGUUACCUUAGUGACCACAUCUCACAACACGGGCUCAGAGGACUGUCUCAAGCCAUGAAGUGUGCCCACGAGCGCUCGGUCAACCUGUUCAUCGACUCGCUCCUGCACGAGGACCAGCAGAUCACAGCCUUCCGAUGCCGUGACAACGGUGCCUUCAGCCAGGGCCUGUGCUUGGACUGCAAGAGGAGCCGCUGCAGCGCGCUGGGCUACGGAACGCACAGGGGCCACAGCGGAACCAACAAGAGGUUCUACCUCAGAACCCGCUCCCACAUGCCCUACAGAGUGUACCACUACCAACUCCGGGUCCAGCUCGUUGACCAGAUGAAACAGUCGUGGGCCUCAGCGUCUGUCACCCUCAGAGGCCUGCAGGGGGAGAGCCAGGAAUUGCCCCUCCACCUCCCGUCGGAGCUGAGUGGGAACAAGACGCUGAGUUUCCUGGUGACAGUGGAGUCGGGCAUGGGUCAGCUGGAGGGCCUGACGCUGCGCUGGGGACCGCAGGGCGUGCUGGCGGACAUGUGGCAGAGGAUGCGGACCAUCAUGCCCUGGGGCGGCCAGCAGGGCCAAGUGCUCAGUGUGGGGAGGGUGCGCAUCAAGGCUGGAGAGACCCAGGACAAGAUGUGGUUCUGCUCUGCCUUCCAAUCUGAUGGCGUGACCCGUCUGCAGCCCUGGACGGACUACACCUUUGACAGAUGUCAUACAUACACACGCCAGCCCAAGAAGUCCGUCUCUCUGUUGCCAUUGAAACCUCAGCGGCGCCUCCUCCAGGCUGCUCUGGUGCACUACACCCCGCCCCUUGCUGCCGCUCACGCUGCCACCACAACCAACCAGGAGCAUCCCAAUGAUGGGAUGGUGGAAGGAACCAAUCAGGCGUGUCCCGAUGAUGAUGUUCAUGAUGUAAUGAGCCAAUCAGGCGCGUCCCGAUGA
Molecule: messenger RNA, 1659 nt
Organism: Alosa sapidissima (American shad)
Lineage: Eukaryota; Metazoa; Chordata; Actinopteri; Clupeiformes; Clupeidae
Product: hepatic triacylglycerol lipase-like
Exons: 10
Coding region: 1-1659 (552 amino acids)
Biological process (GO): lipid metabolic process
Molecular function (GO): triacylglycerol lipase activity; apolipoprotein binding
Source: RefSeq, a predicted model, not a curated record